AUGGCCAUUGACAGCAUCCUCGCCCGUCUGCUCGCCAACAACGCCCAGUGGGCGGAGGACGUCGAGAAAACAGAACCCGGAUUCUUCACCGAGUGUGCCAAGGGCCAAUCUCCGAAGGUCCUCUGGAUCGGCUGUGCCGACUCUCGCGUCCCCGAGUCUGUUUUGUCGGUAUCCAAGCCCGGGGACAUCUUUGUGCACCGCAAUAUAGCAAACCAAGUCAAUCUCACCGAUGACAACAUCCUCUCUGUACUCACCUACGCUAUCGACCAUUUGGGCGUCUCCCAUGUCAUUGUCGUGGGUCACACUCAAUGCGGAGGCGCCGCCGCUUGCCAUGCCGCCGCCCACGCGGCUACCUCCGUCGGCCCCCCGAGCACGCCCCUUGAGCGCUGGCUUGCGCCUCUCACUGCGAUCGCAAAGGACACCGGCUGCGACGUGUCUCAGCUUGUCGUGGAGAAUGUCCGUGCGCAGGUGCAAAACGUCGUCAAGUCGGAAACAGUUCGCGGCGCAUGGGCCCGGGGGAAGGAUUUGCAGGUGCACGGAUGGGUGUACGAGAUCGAGCAGGGGCAGCUCCGGGAUUUGGGUAUCAGUGUGGGGAAGAACAAUGCAUGA
Fibroporia radiculosa is the source of this 609-nucleotide messenger RNA. RefSeq lists its product as uncharacterized. The record is from RefSeq and is a predicted model, not a curated record. The transcript is spliced from 3 exons. Gene Ontology annotation, molecular function: zinc ion binding; carbonate dehydratase activity. Gene Ontology annotation, biological process: cellular response to oxidative stress; cellular response to carbon dioxide. Lineage: Eukaryota; Fungi; Basidiomycota; Agaricomycetes; Polyporales; Fibroporiaceae. Bases 1 to 609 code for a protein of 202 amino acids.